Hermetia illucens (black soldier fly) is the source of this 5109-nucleotide messenger RNA. It is a transcript of the gene Nmdar1, whose product is annotated as glutamate [NMDA] receptor subunit 1. Gene Ontology annotation, biological process: regulation of membrane potential; chemical synaptic transmission; monoatomic ion transport. The record is from RefSeq and is a predicted model, not a curated record. NCBI's taxonomy places the organism in Eukaryota, Metazoa, Arthropoda, Insecta, Diptera, Stratiomyidae. The transcript is spliced from 12 exons. Gene Ontology annotation, molecular function: NMDA glutamate receptor activity. Gene Ontology annotation, cellular component: plasma membrane; NMDA selective glutamate receptor complex; neuron projection. The coding region runs from base 59 to 2743 and encodes 894 amino acids.
AAAUUUCGACCAACAAUACGUUCCAAGAGGGGUGACAUACUACAAUAAAACCAUAAGAAUGGAUCGAAAUCCAAUUAAGACAGCUCUCAACGUCUGUAAACAUCUAAUAUCUCAUCGGGUAUAUGUUGUGGUGGUAUCUCACGAACAGUCAGGUGAUUUAUCGCCAGCUGCUGUGAGCUAUACAAGUGGAUUUUAUCAGAUUCCUGUUAUUGGUAUUUCAUCUCGAGACGCGGCCUUCUCCGAUAAGAACAUUCACGUUUCGUUUCUUCGCACUGUUCCACCAUACUAUCAUCAAGCGGACGUAUGGCUCGAAAUGUUGAGCCAUUUUGGCUACACCAAGGUGAUUAUAAUUCACAGCUCGGAUACGGAUGGGAGAGCGAUCCUAGGACGUUUUCAGACUACAUCUCAAACAAACUACGAUGACAUCGAUGUACGUGCAACUGUCGAGAUGAUUGUCGAGUUCGAGCCCAAGUUGGAAAGUUUCACGGAGCAUCUUUUAGAAAUGAAGACAGCCCAGUCACGUGUCUAUCUGAUGUAUGCCAGCACGGAUGAUGCUUAUGUGAUAUUCCGAGAUGCAGCCGAAUUAAAUAUGACAAAAGCCGGUCAUGUUUGGAUUGUUACUGAACAGGCCCUCAACUCGAACAAUACACCAGGUGGUAUACUUGGACUUCAACUUGAGCAUGUCAACAGCGAAAAGGAACACAUAAGAGAUAGUGUUUAUGUACUUGCAUCGGCUAUCAAGGAGAUGAUGGCAAACGAGACGAUCACUGAAGCACCAAAAGAUUGCGAUGAUUCCGGUGUCAACUGGGAAUCAGGAAAAAGGGUAUUUCACUACUUGAAGACGAGGAAUAUUCGAGGAGAAACCGGACAAGUGGCCUUCGACGAUAAUGGAGACAGGAUAUAUGCAGAGUAUGAUGUUGUUAAUAUACGGGAGCAUCAGAAGAAAGUUAGCGUGGGGAGUUUUCAUUACGACGCGGAUAAGCAAAAAAUGCGCCUAAGGAUCAACGACAGCAAAAUAUUGUGGCCUGGAAAGCAAGAAAAGAAGCCGGAGGGAAUCAUAAUUCCGACACAUUUAAAGGUGCUAACUAUUGAGGAGAAGCCAUUCGUCUACGUACGACGAUUAACAGAGGAGGAAACCGCUUGCGAACCUGAUGAAAUCCCUUGUCCACAUUUUAAUAUUACAGAUGGUGCUUCAUAUGAUUUCUGUUGUAAAGGAUACUGUGUCGAUUUGCUAAGAGCUCUCUCAUUGCGCAUCAAUUUCACCUUCGAUCUUGCAUUGUCUCCGGAUGGCCAAUUUGGUCAUUAUAUCUUAAAAAAUCUAACAACUGGAACGUUGGCUGUGAAAAAAGAAUGGACAGGUCUAAUCGGAGAAUUGGUUGGCGAACGGGCUGAUAUGAUUGUGGCACCGCUAACUAUUAAUCCAGAACGUGCCGAAUUUAUAGAGUUUUCAAAACCUUUCAAAUAUCAGGGAAUCACAAUAUUGGAGAAGAAACCGUCAAGAUCGAGUACUCUAGUAUCAUUCAUGCAGCCGUUCAGUAAUACACUGUGGAUACUAGUUAUGGUUUCUGUCCAUGUUGUAGCAUUGGUGCUAUAUUUAUUAGAUAGAUUUUCACCUUUUGGUAGAUUUAAAUUAACAAGCAAUGACAACACCGAGGAGGAUGCCCUCAAUUUGAGUUCAGCCAUCUGGUUUGCAUGGGGCGUCCUGUUGAACAGUGGAAUUGGGGAAGGAACUCCGCGUAGUUUCUCAGCCCGAGUUCUUGGUAUGGUUUGGGCUGGUUUCGCUAUGAUCAUAGUCGCAUCAUAUACUGCCAACUUGGCUGCGUUCCUCGUGUUGGAGCGUCCAAAAACCAAACUUAGUGGCAUCAAUGAUGCUCGUCUUAGGAAUACCAUGGAGAAUUUGACAUGUGCGACUGUAAAAGGAUCAGCAGUGGAUAUGUACUUCAGGAGGCAAGUGGAGCUGUCGAAUAUGUAUAGGACGAUGGAAGCCAAUAACUAUGCUACUGCUGAGGAGGCGAUCCAGGAUGUCAAGAACGGCAAACUAAUGGCAUUUAUCUGGGACUCGUCUCGAUUGGAAUAUGAAGCUGCAAGGGACUGCGAGCUCGUUACUGCUGGCGAGCUAUUCGGUAGGAGCGGAUAUGGUAUCGGCCUUCAGAAGGGAUCACCCUGGUCUGAUGCCGUCACAUUAGCGAUAUUAGAAUUCCAUGAAAGCGGUUUCAUGGAAUCACUAGACAAAUCUUGGAUAUUUCACGGCAAUAUGCAAUGUGAACAGUUCGAGAAAACUCCGAAUACGUUAGGCCUGAAAAAUAUGGCAGGCGUAUUCAUUUUAGUAGCUGCCGGUAUAGUAGGCGGUAUAGGCCUGAUUAUUAUUGAAGUUGUGUACAAAAAGCAUCAAAUUAAAAAGCAAAAGCGAAUGGAAAUCGCUAGACAUGCAGCCGAUAAAUGGCGAGGGACAAUAGAGAAACGGAAAACACUACGUGCAUCGCUAGCAAUGCAACGUCAAUAUAAUGUCGGUCUAAAUUCCAACCCUGGAACAAUCAGCCUUGCAGUUGACAAGAAUCGCUUCCCUCGGUUGGGUCCGCGGGGUCCCGAAAGGGGUUGGCCAGGAGAUUCAAAUUUAAUGAGAAACCGUCGCGCCCUUGAUGAUCUCAAGGCAGGUCCUAAAGGAAAGUCACUUACAAGCUUACCACCACCACCGAGAUAUUCACCGGCAUAUACAAGUGAUGUGUCACAUUUAGUUGUUUAACAAAUUUUUAAAAAAAUCUUUUUAUUGAAACUUUAUGCGAAGAAACCUUGUUUUUCGUUAAUUAUAUUAAACACGUAAGAUUUGAAUAAGAAAAUGUAUUAUAAUAGUGAAAACAAAGGGAAUAAGUACUCCUUCAUUAUUGCAUAUGUAUGCGUGUGCAGUGAGGAAAAAUUAAAAUUGUACAUAAUAUUGAGACGGAGAAGAAGCAACCAGUAAACAUUUUUUAAACAAAUGAAGUAGAGAACGUUAAACAUUUUGCAAGGAGAAGUCAAAUAUUACGAUUUUAGGAAGACAGGAGGGGAAUUAAUUUAAGCAAAAAAUAAAAUUAAAGAAAAUGCGACGUAAAUAAUAUCAAACUUAAACUAAUUGUGGCAUAAUUAAACUUAGUAAAAAUAAUUCAAAGAUAAAUAGACGACAUAAAUGUAAACAUAUGGCUUAAAACCACAGAAAAUUAAACAAAAGAUAAAACCGGAAAUAUUGAAAAGGUUCUGAAAAUUUUUUAGGAGAAUCUGCACAAUCAAGCUCACCUCGCUUCGUAAAGAUUCUCCAACAAUUGGCUCAAAAUUUAUACAGAAAAAAUGUUUCCAUUAAUUUCAUCAUCAAAUCUUUGAAUUUUCCAACUAUUUUAUUAUUAAAAAUUAAGCUAAAUUGUGGCUACUAUCUAAAUGCUAAGCAAAGCACCCAAUGAUCGAUUUACCAACAUAAAAGAUAAAAGUUUAAAUCCGCAGUGUAAAUAAAAAAAAAAAAAAAUAAAGUAGAAAUACAUUGAACUGCCAUUUAUUAUACUUAGCCCGGAAGAAGAAAUAAAUAUAUAAAUGUAUUUCUAAUUCCAUUUUUAUGGGACUAGGUAAAUAAGAAAAUUAGAUUAAAUUAUGGAGGAAAUUAAGGAAAACUAUUGUAAUUGACCUAAAACAAAUUGAAAACAACAAUUGUUGAUUGCCAUAUUAGAGACAAUGUUGCAAUUAUAAUCGUUAACGGUUUUAGUCGUAUUUUCAAGCAAUAAUAAUUAAAUGUUUAUUUAUUUAUUAUUAGAAUUUCAUUCCUAUUUCAAAAGGCAGGCUUUCAAUCAAUUUUCAAGAAAACUUGACGUCCCAAGAAGUUUGGUCUAUAUUAUUUGUAAAAUUAUAUUAUUGCUUAGCAUUAACCCUUGAAUAAUCACUGACAAAUGAGCAUUAGGUUAUUAUAAAUUGAAGGACCUGCUUCUGAGUUGACAAUUGAUGUGAAAUUUCCGAUGCUUAUACGAACAAGCCAAUUCGGGAGUUAAAUUUCCUAUCAAAAUUAAAGCAGUGUUUUUGCAUAUCCGUAGUUGUGCUCUUGGCUAAAUGCGGAGCUUCUUCGUAAAAAGUUAGACAGGGGUUAAAAAAAGAAGUUAACAAUAUUGAUCUGUCAAACUUAUCAACACACUUCAAGCGUGAUCUGAUCUGAGGUUGCAGUUAAUCAUGCGGCGCUAGUCUAUCUAUGGUGUUAUUUAUAAGCGUCCGCAAGUUGUAAUAAAACCGCCCCUUUACUUGACCUUGAAAAUUAACAACCCAUCUGCACUAUCAUUUGUUAGCCACUGACUAUCAUAACUGGGCAGAAAACUGAUAAGGCACACAUACCCUCAUAUAUAUUUUUGUAAAAAUCAAAAGAAAGCUAAUAUUAAAGUGCUAAUGCGCUCUUAUCUCACGUCACAUUGUAAACGACGACCUUCUAUCUAAUUAGUAGUAAUUAAUAGUAAGAAAACCAUCAAGACUUGAGAUUACGACAGUUAACGAUUGAAAAAUUGAGAAACGAAGUUGUCUUUUCUUUCAUUGGUUUGGCUGAGAUAGUUAUGUAUUCUACCCUUUUUGUACGCGAAAUCAGGCUUCCUUAUGGAGAUAGCGAUGCCGGAAUGAAUUGAGGAAAAAGAGUUAAAUGUUUUCAAUUUGUCUUAUGGAUCUGGGAAAAAUUAUAUAUUGUAUUUGGUAAAUUUUUGGAAACAUUGUUUCUUCAAAAAAAAAAACAGAACAUUUUUCAAUAUUUUCAUUAAAAGUAUAAAACUUAGAACGAUAAAAUAAAUAAAUAAAAAUGAUGAUUCAUAUUAAACUAAAAUUGCGAAUAAAUGUGGAAAAUAUGUACAUAUCUCUGUCAGAUAAAACAUAUAAUGUAUAUCGGAAAACCGACCUCAAUUAGAACUGAAAACCAUUUUCAAAAUAAUUGAAAACAAAUUUUAAAAAGUUUUUUUUUUCGGAAAAUAUCUGUGGUUACCAGAAAAGUAACUCCUUUCAAAUAUGAAUUGUAUCUUCACUUGAAUAAUUUAUCUAAAUACGCCUAAAUUUCCAACCUGUUUAUGUUAUUAUCAUCCAAAUCGAACAUAGGCCUCCAAAAUAUGUUUCCUCCAAUUGUUC